AAUUGUCUUUGCUGGUAAGAGUAGGUGUCAUUUUGUAAACAGGUGUCAGAUUUUUUUAACAGGUGGCACAUGUUGUCUUGGUCACCAUCAAUCUGGAUCGUCUUCCUCGCGUCAGAUAACCCAGUCCGCGUCGUCGUCUUCUCCAACAGACCUGUCACCGUUCCUCUUGAUCAGACCUUCCGAGGAAACGCCAUGGAUAUGCCACACACCGAUCCUUUGCUUCAAACAACCGCUCAAGGCUUCCAACCACAACAGAUAUCUCUCUCCCUCUCCUCUUCUCAUCACUCUGUUUCCAUUUCUUGGAUUACAGGGGAAUUCCAAAUUGGGGACAACGUAGAACCCUUAGAUCCUAACAGUGUUGCGAGCGUAGUUCGAUAUGGAAGGUUCCGAAGGUCCAUGAGUCACCGAGCCACGGGUUAUUCCCUCGUUUAUAGUCAACUUUAUCCUUUUGAAGGAAAUCACGAUUCCUUCUGUUACAGAUCUCCUGAACUGUGGUGUUCGUUUUGUAGAUACUGCUGGAAGACUAGUUUUGAUGAACGGGAUUAUAGACUCGGAGGAAGAUGCAAAGAUUCUGAGAGAAAAAAGGAUAAUUCUGAACCAUUUGAAGAGUGA
Messenger RNA from Vigna radiata var. radiata (mung bean), 612 nucleotides. RefSeq names its product purple acid phosphatase 15-like. Lineage: Eukaryota; Viridiplantae; Streptophyta; Magnoliopsida; Fabales; Fabaceae. Gene Ontology annotation, molecular function: metal ion binding; acid phosphatase activity. The record is from RefSeq and is a predicted model, not a curated record. The transcript is spliced from 2 exons. The coding region runs from base 70 to 612 and encodes 180 amino acids.